AUGGGGUGUUUGGAGCCCAUCCCCAUGGCAUCAUCUUUGCCUUGGUCCAAGUAUGGAGUCCAAGGUCCAUUGAAGAUGGACGCCUUGCUGGCCAUGUGCGCCUGCUGCCGGCUCAGGUUGCUGGGCGUGGUGCAGCGCUGGCUGGAGGACGCCUGCGCCAAGCUGAAAAGCUCCCUUCAGGUGAAGAGUGGUGAGAUCGUGAUGUCCCCGAAGCAGCCGGACGAGCUUCACAGCGCCAUCGAGGCCGUGAAGAGCCUAGAUCCCUUCCUGAUGAAGAUCACCCCAGUGCUGGCCUCGAUCCGUCAGAUGUUCGAGGUCCUGGAGAGCCGCUUCCAUCAGGUGCCGCGGGCUCUCAUCAAGCGAUGGUAUGAGUGCAUCCACGCGGUGCCAGACCUCCGGGACCGUGCGGAGAAGUGGCGCAACAUCUUCCGCAAGGACCUUCGGGGUAAGUUCAACAUGAAGAUCGCGGAAAAGGCCAAGGUCCUCUUGGCACAAGUGGAAGAGUGCAGGCUGGUGUUGGAGGAGUACGCUUGCAAGGUGUCGCUCAACAAGGCCGAGUUUUACUACAACAAGAUGAACAAGUUGCAGGAGCGUGUCGCCAAAGUCCAGGAGCAGGUGGAGAAGCAGCACGUGCACGAGGAGAUGAUGGAGAUGCCUCUGUCGGAGUUUCCAGGCCUGGCGGCCACGGCCGAGCAGAUUGCGCCGUUGCUGGAGCUUUGGUACCUCGCCCAUGAGUGGAUCCAGUGGAAGGAUGAGAUCCUUUUCGGCGAGUUCGCCUGGGCUGCCAGCUCGCUGCCCGUGAAGAUGCAACCCACAGCCAAGGCAGCCCAUGACUUGCACACACCCCGGCUAUCCCGCCCUGGCUUCCCAAGCCACCUACGAAUCACCAUGAACGGCAUGGGCUUCGGGGAGCAGGGGCAGCAGUCCUCUCAGGACUGCUCCAUCCACAUCUGCACCAUUUGCCGAGCUCCGAUUCGGAUCUCCUACUUUGUUGGCAUCUUCUUUGUGUAUGAGCUGGUGAACAUCGGUAAGCAGGGUGGUAGCAACGAUGACAUCCUCUGGCAGGUGCUGCGGGCCUGCUGCAACGAGGCGGUCUUGCUCCUGACAAUCCUCUGUCACGAGUUUGGCCACGGCAACAUGGCCAGGUAUCUGGGCGGCGAGAUUAGCCAUAUUCUGCUUUGGGUCUUUGGAGGCAUCUGCUUCUCCACACGCCCCAGGAAUGACUCGGCGGACAACACCAAGCUGCUGCGCAACGACCUGCUGAUCGUGGCAGCAGGACCCUCCACGCACUUUGUGCAGGCGCCUGCUUGGGCACUGAUCCUAUGGCUCCUCUUCUUCAUCAUCACUUCUAAGGGCGGCGACACGGGCUACGACUCCCCUUGGGAGGCAGUGCAGGCUGCCAUCAAUCCCCUGGGAGGCUAUUACAACCCGUGGAGGUCCACCAUGGGCGAAUGGACACUGCUUGCUUGGAGCGUGGUCCAGAGCGCCAUCCAGCUUAACGUGGCCCUCUUCAUCUUCAACGUCUUCUUCCCCAUGUACCCAGCUGAUGGCGCCAAGCUGAUGGUUACCAGCCUGAUGUUCUUCUGCGGCGUCACCCCCAGGAAGGCGUCAAUGGUGCUCAUUUGCACCUCCGUCCCCUGCGGCCUGCUGAUGAUCGCGUGGGCGGUGUGGGGCCUGAUCAAAGCGGGGCCCAGCGGCAUCCUGGGGAGCCUCAUGGGCUGGAUGGGGGUCAUGAGCCUCAUGGAGGCUUGGCGCAUUUGGAAGCUGCGCAAGGCGAGGCAGCUGAACACGCAUCCACUCUUCGAGGUCGCCAAGUCCUGGCGGCGUACCGAGCGAGACAGAUUUGGCGUGGUGCAUCGCAUCAACCAGUCGGACUUCGACGACGACGAGCCGCUGACGCGGGGCGGCUGCUGGCGCAACCUCUGCGCUGUGUUUAGAGGCGGCGACAGCGACGAGUCGCCGCGGGGCGCCUGUUGCUGCUGCUGCAACUUCGGCCGCCGAGGGCCGGAAGAGGUGGAGGUGGUACCUUCGGCUAGCCCGGAGCACCAGGCAGCGCUGCGGUCCCAGCGAGACCAAUUUGUACAGAGGAUGGAGCAGCAGCGCAUCGACCAGUCCCGCGACGGGCGGUGCUCCGAGUCCAAAAUCGACCCCAACACCGUGAAGCAGAAGCUUCAGACCUGCACCGAGACGAUGCGCCGCCUCGAGGAGGUGCCUUUCGUUGUCAUCGGUCUGCAGAGCUCAUGCGCUGAGCUAGGUUCGGGCCGGGUGUUUUUAUGCUUCCCCUUGGGUGGGGUGAACGUCACCAGCUUGGAUGGGGGAACCAACGGUCCCCCCAAAGAGGUGCUCCACUCCCUGUCGCUGGAGCUCACAGAGCUGCGAGUGCUGCUGCCGGCCGCGAGCCUGGCCGUCUCUGAAUCGGUCAUCGUGUCCCUGCGGAACCCGGGUCUGCGAGAGCGGCAUUGGACCCUCAUCGGCGAGGCCAUUGAUCAAAACAUUCAGGCGAAUCAGAUGAAGGAGAUCAGCCUGUCCGUCAUGAACGAGCGGUAUCCCUUCGUGGCCCACCUCUCCAAAAUCCAGGCGAUCUCUGAGACGGCGUCCAGAGAGAUGCUGAUCGAGGAGGAGCUGCGCAGGAUGCAGGACCAGUGGACGAAGCUGACCUUCCAGUUCCAGCCGGGCAAUCUGGGCGAAGACGGUGAGUGGUUGGAGGAAGAGACCUCCAGCCUCAUGGCCCAAGUGCACCAUCCGGAGGCGCGCUGGGGGCCAGCCUGGCUCGAAGCUUGA
Messenger RNA from Effrenium voratum, 2781 nucleotides. The record is from the annotation of a GenBank genome assembly. NCBI's taxonomy places the organism in Eukaryota, Dinophyceae, Suessiales, Symbiodiniaceae.